This is a messenger RNA of Chroicocephalus ridibundus (black-headed gull), 2124 nucleotides long. RefSeq names its product trans-golgi network vesicle protein 23 homolog C (gene TVP23C). Gene Ontology annotation, biological process: protein secretion; vesicle-mediated transport. Lineage: Eukaryota; Metazoa; Chordata; Aves; Charadriiformes; Laridae. Bases 88 to 711 code for a protein of 207 amino acids. Gene Ontology annotation, cellular component: Golgi membrane. The transcript is spliced from 7 exons. The record is from RefSeq and is a predicted model, not a curated record.
GUGGGAGGUGGCCUGGGGUGGGGCGUGCCGGGAUUGGCCGGCAGCGGUGACGUGGCGGCGGCAGGCGGAAGUGAGGGGGCUCCCACCAUGCUACGGCAGGACAGCAGUGAUGACAUUGAGGAUGUGUCUCUCUUUGAUGCAGAUGAUGAUGUAUCCAGGAGAUCAAAAAAGUCAAAAAUAAGGCAUCCAGUGGCGUCAUUUUUCCACUUAUUCUUCCGAGUCAGUGCGAUAGUUGUCUAUCUGCUCUGUGAGCUCUUAACUAGCAGCUUUAUUGCCUGCAUGGUGACAAUUAUCCUCCUCUUGUCGUGUGACUUUUGGGCUGUAAAGAAUGUCACCGGGCGACUGAUGGUUGGCCUUCGCUGGUGGAACCAGGUGGAUGAUGAUGGCAGAAGUCACUGGGUAUUUGAAGCCAGGAAGGUAUCAACACAAGGGAGUAAAACCUCAUCAGAAGCAGAGUCCCGAAUUUUCUGGUUAGGUCUAAUUACCUGUCCUAUGAUCUGGGUGAUAUUUGCUUUCAGCGCUCUCUUUUCUUUCAAAGUGAAAUGGCUGGCAGUGGUUGUGAUGGGAGUGGUGCUUCAGGGAGCCAACCUUUAUGGUUAUAUCAGAUGUAAAGUCGGCAGCAGAAAGAACUUGACAAGCAUGGCAACCAACUAUCUUGGGAAGCAGUUCUUGCGGCAGACUGUGGCUAAAGAGGACCAAACAGCAUCCUGAAUGUGGCGGAAGCCUCAAGCCAGACUGGAUUCACAGUAGUGGACAACAGAGAGUGUUGCUCUGACCAUGAGAUUUGGGAGCUGCAUACGUGAGGUGUGAAUUAAAAGAAGUAAAUAAAUUGUGCAAGACUUCAGGUUAAUGCUCCUAGCGACUUAUAUUCGAUUUUCCACUAGCGGUUUGUGUUUCAGUCCUUUCUUUAGUUUGAUUAAUUAGAAUUAAUUUGCCUAAACUUUAAAUCAAAAGUUAUCCUAGGUAGCUUUCGUACAGGUUUAGAACUACUGGAUGAAUUAAGAGAAAAUUGCCGGACAUCUUCCUUCAGAAAAACCAUGCACAAGCCGAGCCUUCUGUUAUCCAAGAAUUCCCCAGUUCCUCCAGCAGCUGGUGCCUCAAAUAGUUUCAGUUGUGGACUUUGCUGCGUUUUGCUCUCAGAGGUCGUUGCUGCUUCUGUUACGGAGUUUAGGUAGCGCUCUUUUGGCUCCACGUCUCUCUCAUUCUCUGAUUUGAUGGUGAUUGUGGUGAAAGACGUCUAAAGAAAAUGUUGGCUUAGCAGGAAGGUUAUUGAAGUCUUGUGGAAACUGCAGAAAGUGACUUCUGAGCAGCUCCAGUCCUUUUUGGUUUUAUAUCUGAAGCUUUCUUGGAGGUCUCAGUAACAUCUUAAACCCCUGGAUUUAUGGGAAGUCCCCCUUCUACCUGCAGGCCUGUGUAUGGAGAGCGUAGCAGGAGUAAAACCAGGUUACGAGGAAGGUUGCAGGCACAAUUUCAGAGACGGAGUGAAUCUGAGAGCAGUCAUUGUCUGACUGAAGCUGUUAAAGCGAUGCCACCCGGCGGCGUGUCGGCCGGACAGUAGCGUGUGCUUGGUGCCACGGGUCUUCUCUGGCCAGGAGGGCAUAGGGUGGUGUGAUCUGCGGUUUCCUCACCAGCCCCUCGGCGCAGGAUCGCAGGGAACGGAACCGGCAGGGGUUUACGUUUGUUGAAUCCAUGCAGGGUGCUGUCCUCAAGCCGCGCUGCUCCCCACGGAGUCGGGGGCGGGGGGGGGACUGGAAAAAAGCCUUUUGUAGGAUGGUGAACGUGGCGGCUGGCAGUGUUCGCUUAGAUGGCAGAAAGUGGUGUGUUUUGUGUGAAAAGGUCUGUGAAAGGGAUCCGUUCCUUCUUGUCACGUCGUUCUGUUCAAGGCAGAUUGUGCUUUCGCAGCGGUGGAUAUUGUAAACUUUGGCUGAGGUAUUUUAAAUUAAGAAUGUGGUUUCUUUUUGCAUUAAUGGGUAUUGUAAAUUGUGGGAUUGCAUUAACUCUCUCUCCCUGUACUGUAGCAAUACUUGGGAGCUGUACAUUUGUUUAACUCUUUGGAUUGAUACCUUCCUUUUGUAAAUAUGUAUUUAUAAAAUCUUGAAAUUAAAAUAACGCUUUGUUUAACCA